Scaptodrosophila lebanonensis is the source of this 1985-nucleotide messenger RNA. RefSeq names its product solute carrier family 22 member 3 (gene SLC22A). Gene Ontology annotation, cellular component: membrane. NCBI's taxonomy places the organism in Eukaryota, Metazoa, Arthropoda, Insecta, Diptera, Drosophilidae. The coding region runs from base 96 to 1823 and encodes 575 amino acids. The transcript has 5 exons. Gene Ontology annotation, molecular function: transmembrane transporter activity. Gene Ontology annotation, biological process: transmembrane transport. The record is from RefSeq and is a predicted model, not a curated record.
AAACUUAUAUACGUAGGUGUAUAUAUUUCAUGUAAAAUCGUGGCGAAAAGAUUAAGAGAAAGAGAAAUAAGUCGGACACUAAUUUCCAUUACCAAAUGGCACCGACAGUAACAGCCGCCGAGGCGCCACCGCCGACAGUAAGUACGGUGGCGGCAGAGCCACAACCACCUCCAACUGUAACUGCCAGCGACCAGGAUGAGUUUACACUGGACGCCAUACUGAAGCGCAUUGGACAGUUCGGGCGCUUUCAGUUGGUUAUAUUUCUGCUUAUCUGCUUGCCCAUGAUGUUUCAUGCGAUGUUCUCGGUUACAUAUGUUUUCACGGCCGCCACAGUGGUGCAUAGAUGUAAUAUCACAGAAUGCGAUAAUUCUGCGAGUCAGUACAUAGAGCCAUGGACUGAAUACACCAUUCCGCUGAACGGCAAAGAACUGGACAAGUGUAACCGGAUUGCUAACAAACAAAUGUCCCAGGGGAACGAAUCCUAUGAGCUAAACAUUUGUGUUGUCGAAAACUAUGAAGACCAACCAACUGAGAGUUGUCCCAACAACAAUUUCAUAUUUCGGGAUGAAGAAGUGACCAUUUCUAAUGACUUUGGUAUUUUUUGCAAUGAAGAAUGGAAAUUAUCACUUGUAGGCACAAUAAAUAAUCUCGGCCAAUUCUUUGGAAUACCUAUUGGUGGAUUCGUUGCAGAUCGCUAUGGCCGCACUUUCUCCAUUGCCUUGGGAGGCACUCUGGGGGCGCUGCUGGGUGUAAUACGCUCCUUCUCCCCCAGCUAUAUAUGGUUUAUCAUCUUCGAGUUCCUGGACAAUCUGACCAGUAGUACCUUAUAUUCGACAUGCUUCAUUAUUGGCAUCGAGUUGGUUGGACCCAAGUAUCGGGUGUGGGCGUGCAGCCUCAUUACUAUUUUCUAUGCGGUAGGCGAGGUUGCCCUGGCCAUGUUUGCAAAGGCUUUUCAGGAUUGGCGCGCGCUUUUGCGCGUCACUUAUAUGCCUUCGCUCAUUUUAUUGGCCUACUUCUGGAUAUUACCGGAGAGCGUGCGUUGGCUUCUUAGUCAGGGCAAGGAGAGCCAAGCUACGGACAUUUUGAGACGCGCUGCUAGAGUCAAUGGACGUAAGCUAUCAGAGAGCGCACUCGAUAAGCUAGUCGUGUGCAAUCGCGAAAAGUUACAACAAUCCCAAGAGAGCAAAUUCCCUAUCAAAGAAGCCUUCAGCAACUUUAAAUGGCGAAUUGCAAACUGUUCGUUCUGCUGGAUUGUUCACGUCCUCGUCUACUAUGGACUCAGCUUGAAUGUGGUUUUGCUGGAUGGUGAUAAAUAUAACAACUUCGCCUACAUUGCCUUGGUUGAAAUACCGGGAUUCCUAGUGCCACUUCUGGUCAUGGAUCGCUUUGGCAGACGAUAUUCUCUCAGCGGACUGAUGAUACUAAGUGGGCUCUGCUGUAUAGCGACAAUUUUUGUGAAUGGCGACAACUAUAUCUGGCAGCUAAUCCUCUUCUUGGUUAGCAAGUUGACCAUCACUGCCAGUUUCCAGGUGCUCUACUUCUUCGCGUCUGAGAUAUUUCCCACAAAUCUGCGCAACAGUUUGCUGAGCUUCUGCUCAAUGAUGGGACGAUUCGGGUCUAUGCUGGCCCCUCAGACACCACUUUUGGCCAAAUAUUACCCAAAUGCUCCAUUAAUACUCUUCGCCGGUGGGGCUAUAAUUAGCGGCUGUCUAACGCUAUUCUUCCCGGAGACUACCAAUAUUGUACUGCCCACUACAGUGAAGGAGGCGGAUGCUAUAGGUGUAAAGAAAAAGCCUCCUAAGAGUAAUGAUAUAGCCAUAUAGGCAGUAAGUAGCAAUAAAUAGAUCAGUAAGACACAACCUAGUCUAAGACAAAUCAAAUAGGUACUAGCAUACACGUAUAUAUUUAGUUCCAAGCUACACCCACAUGGAGCUUAUAUGAUCAAUACACUGCACAUACUUACGAGUAUGUGCCUGCAGACACCA